AUGGCCAGAAACCUGCAAGCAAAGUUAUCUCCUACCGAUACCCUCCGAAUCUAUGAUGUCAACAGUGAAGUGGUUCAAAGGUUCGCCGACGAGACGAAGGCAUUGUCAAACGGGGCUGCUGUGCAAGUUGCGGCGCAUGUGCGGGAAGCCGCCGAGGACUCCGAAACAACCAUCACUGUCCUUCCAGAGCCUUCACACGUGAACAAUGUCUUCGGCCAGAUCCUCAGGCCCCUGCUAUCAACAGAACAUGUCGCUAACCCGGAUCGUCUGUUCAUCGAUUGCUCUACAAUUGACCCCACCUCGUCUAGGGAAGUCGCUAAUGCUGUACAUACUACGCAGCAAGGAAGAUUUGUUGAUGCACCUAUGUCUGGAGGCGUUGUAGGCGCCACCGCAGGAACAUUGACCUUUAUGCUAGGCGGCCCAGAGUCGCUGUUACCACGCGUAGAACCUAUUCUCCUGAAGAUGGGUAAAAAAGUCUUGCAUUGUGGUCCCCAAGGAGCUGGUCUCUCUGGGAAGCUCGCAAACAACUACCUUCUUGCCAUCAACAACAUUGCCACUGCUGAAGCCAUGAAUCUCGGUAUCAAAUGGGGCCUCGAUCCCAAGGUCCUCAGUAACUUGAUCAAUGUCAGCACCGGAAGGUGCUGGCCCAGUGAAGUCAACAAUCCUGUCAAGGGAGUGGUGCCAACCGCUCCGGCAAAUAGAGAUUACGCCGGCGGCUUCGGAAUCUCUCUCAUGAAGAAGGAUCUGAAUCUUGCUAUCCAGGCUGCAGAGCAAGCCGGAGCACGACUCGAACUUGGUGGAAAGGCUCGAGAAGUCUACGAAGCUGCGGCUGAGCAGGAGGACUGCAAGGGGAGGGAUUUCUCCGUCGUGUACCGAUAUCUUGGGGGGGAAGAGCCUUGA
Amorphotheca resinae ATCC 22711 is the source of this 900-nucleotide messenger RNA. RefSeq lists its product as hypothetical. The coding region runs from base 1 to 900 and encodes 299 amino acids. Gene Ontology annotation, molecular function: NAD binding; 3-hydroxyisobutyrate dehydrogenase activity; NADP binding. The record is from RefSeq and is a predicted model, not a curated record. The transcript has 2 exons. Gene Ontology annotation, biological process: L-valine catabolic process. Gene Ontology annotation, cellular component: mitochondrion. NCBI's taxonomy places the organism in Eukaryota, Fungi, Ascomycota, Leotiomycetes, Helotiales, Amorphothecaceae.